UUCAUAAACAUUUCUAUAUUUAUUUAGUAGCUUUUAGCCUACUGAAAGUAAACAAAUAUGGCCGACAUUGGAAAGAAAAAAAUCUGGCUUCGAUUAAAACGAUUAGAUACAGGAGAUGAUGGUAAUGGUAUGGUACAUUGUAUUGAUAUAAGUGAAGACCAGUCUGGAAAACAAAUCAAGGAAACCAUUCUACAGUCAUGUGACCUGUGUAAUAUCAAAAAUAUUGUUCUGAAGUUAAGGAAUCAAAGAGGUUCAUUAAUACCUAUAACAUGGAAUGUGUCAGCUAACUCAAGCUCAAGGCCUUAUGUAUUAGAGGUUGUUAAAGUACAUCAGAAUAUUCAAGCCCAGCCAAGAAGUAUAAAAAUCAAAAAUUAUAAUGAAACUACCAGAGAGAAGUUGACAGAAAUAACCAAAAGGAUUGAGAAACUAGAGGCAGCAGCACCAGACCUGAAACAAAGGAGAAAUGACAAAAUAAACAGGGAGAUGAAGGAGGUAGAACAAAUGUUAGAGUUUCUGGGAAAACGUUUAAAGGAUGCUGAGAAUGUCAACUGGAAGGGCAUGUUUAAGAAGAAUCCCCUGUGGUGACAGAUCUUAUUUUAUAAUAUAUAUUAUAUUGGCUAUACAUAUAGACCGGGUCCAAGGUUUUCUAUUAUAUAUGGAGAGCCAUUUUAGAAUCAAAAACUUUUUCUGGGCAAAGUAUUUAUAUAAGCUAGCCAAAUCUUUAUUUAACAGGUUGUUCUUAGUAAUUGAGUAGAAGUAAUACAUCUUGUAUAUUAUCAAAAAUAAACACAUGACAUCAUAAAAAUAAUUAUAAUGAUUGUGAACAUAUAGAUAUAUCAGGGAAUUAUUAUUGAGAAAAAAUUACUUUAGCUAGAAUAUGAUGCAGCAUUCCAAACUUGGUUUUUAUUGAACUUUUUAAGUUAUGUUUCAAUAAAACAGUAUUUAUUUAUCAUUUUUAGUAUAGUUUGCUAUGCCUCUGUUCAUUUUUAAAUUGUAUUUUCGUAGCUUUGAAUUGUAACCUUUUACUGAAAGUUACUAAAAAAAGGCAAACAAAGAUUUAUUUGAAAAAUAAGGCAUUUGAAUACACUUUGUUAUUUAUUCACGUUACAGAUAUACUUAAAAAAACGUUGAAAACAUGAAACCAAAAUGGAAUUUUUCAUUGGAAAACAAUUUUUUUUUAAACAGUAUCAAAUGAUAAAAUAAAUGUCAUGUAAGAAUCACAGCAGAUGAUUUUAUACUGACCUAUUUUCUCUUAUUGUGAAUCAGUAUCUUAAAGGUUGUGAGCAAAAAUUUAUGUCCUCACUUAUAAAGAAAAAGGCAUAUUGUGAUGGGGUGGUUUUUAUGCACACAUAUGUCUGUUGUUCAAUCAUUUACUAGAAUAGAAAUAAGCCAUGGUUUAUGUUAAUUUCUAGGAACAUUUCCUAUGACCAGUAGAUGACCCCUUAUGAUUUAGAGGUAAUUAGGUCAAAAGUCAAGGUCAUGGUUACACUUUGUGUAAAAUUCUUGUUUGAUGAAUAACUUUAAAAGAAUAAGAUUUGCUUUAAUAAACUUGGUAAGGACAUUGCCCAUGGCUAGUAAGAGGUCCUUAAUUAGGUCAAGGUCACAGUGACAUGAUGGGAAAUGCUAGUGUAAUCAAUAACAUGAAUUUCCUUAAUCUAAUGUGUGGGAAUAAAAUAGUUGUAAUACUAUUACUAUUUAUAUUGCCUAUUAAAAUUAACACUUGACCUUUAUAAGAUGUGUAUAGGUAUGUAAAUAUGCAAGUGCGGAAGGCAAAUGAAGUGGGACCAUCAGUGUGGUAUGAACUCAUUUCUACUUUAUGCAAGAAUUUACUUGGAGAGAAAUUAUGUAUUAUGAAGCAUUAUUUAUUUAGAAUAAAUAUUCAGGCAUUUAUUGUUUUUUGUAUGCUGUGUUAUAAUGUACUGUGAUGGCUGUUUUAAUUAUCAUAUUAUUAUGUAUUAUAUUUGUUCAUAGUAACUUUCUUUUGUGACUUUAUAUGGACUGGUAUAUUUAUGUUGAUUUAGUGACAAUAGCGUUGGUGUUGUUAUUUUUUAAUAAAGUUAACAUUGUGGCAUUACGGUCUGUGAUUGGAAAUACAUUUGGAAUUUUAAUUGAAUUUAUAAUUCUGGGACAUAGUGCUGAUAUAUUUAUAUAAUCAUGGUCUUGUUUGCAUAUUCUGAAAUAGUCUAGAAACAGUUUUAAAAUAUCAUAUCUUUUAUUUAUUGUUUAAGAGGUUAAAAUGAUCAUGGUCUGAAUUAUCAAAUAACAAAAACAUUUUUUUUUUUUGUAACUUAAGAUAUAAUUAUGUUUUCUUGACUGUUACUUUUAUAUUUUGUAAUGAAUUCUUCAUAUAGAUCUGUAUUUACAUAAACAUGGUUGAAAUCUUUUAUAUUUCUCAUUUUUUAUAUCUUGGUAAAUAUAUUAUUCUUAAUUAUAUUUAUUUAGCUCCUAUUUUAUAAUCUCUACCUCAUUUAUUUGUAAAAACUUGCUUUAUAAAAGAUCUGGUUUAAUAUUUCUUCCUUUUAUAGACUUGUGAAUUUUUGGUGUUCAAAUUUUUUUUUUUUUCAAAGUUGGUUGUUUUCCCUUCAAUUUCACUCACUUACUUGUCCACACAUUGCUUUCAUUAAUUGACUGAUACUAAAUAAAUUUGUCGAGAUGAUUCUUUCCAAGGACUUGCACUCUUUAGAAGGCUUUUAAGGUCAAAGACAAUGUUGUUUAUACUUCCCUCACACAUACCUCGCGACCUUACUGCGUCCUUACUGCGACCUUGCUACGACACAGGACGCAGCACAGUCGCCAUGGACGCAGCAAAACUGCAGGGACGCAGCGAGGUCGUAGCGAGGAACCCAAGGACGCACAAGGUCGCAGACCGUCGGCGACUAUUUUGAACAUGCACAAAACAGUCGCAGAAACUCUGCGUUCUUGUUGAGUCCUGGUUUGGUCGCAAGAACGUAGUAGGGUCGUCGUACAGUCGCAGGACAGUCGCCGGACAAACGCAAUAUUCGUCGUAGAGUCGCCGUAAGGACGCAGAGAACAUGGCACAGUUGCAGCUGGGUCGCCGAUGAUCGCCGAUGGGUCGCCUUUGGGACGCAAUACAGUCGCAGUGGAAACGCCAUGGACGUAGAAGGGUCGUAUUGAGAACGUACUGAACACAAGACUGCAGAGCCCCGGACCGUCUGCGAGAGAAAUUUUCUGCGAGAGAAAUUUGGAAAUUUGAAAGAAAACCAACGAUUUUCGAAAGAAAAAUGCUAUUUUACUAGUUUUCAGGUCGCAGUAAGGUCGUGGUUUAUGUGUGAGGGCAGCAUAAGUCUAAAGUUUUAUUUUCUUACUUUUCAUUGUUGUAAAGUAAGGACGUGCUUUUGAGUUUAUGAAGGGACUUUGAAGAUCAUGCAUUGAUGUUACAAUACAAAUAUUCUUGAUUGUAUGCAAUAAGUUUAAACAUUGGAUUGUAUAAUAAUUUAUUGUAAUACAUUACAUAUGCUGUACAAUAUUUCACGUGAAUAGACUGAAAUGGAAGAUGUAAUCAACAAACUAAUGUUAUCUUAUAUUGAAUCUUAUUUCCCAGAGAAAACAAUUGAAAAAAAUCUCAUGCAAGUGUUACUUGAAAAUUGAAAUGUUAUUACAUUGGUCUGACAUUGAAAAUAGAUUUCCCCAUGGAAUCUAGUUUCUGCUCAAUAGAUCAAUAUCCUAGUUAAUUAAAUUACUAGUAUUUACUAUGAUCAUGUGUUAUAUCAACAGCUGGAAAAAAUUGUUUAACUUUUUUGUCAAGUUGAUUUGAUUGAGUUUCAUACAGGAUUUGAAAAAUAAAAAAAAUAAAAAUAUGAAAUGAAAAUACAAUAAUGAUAUUGAAAUGUUCUGAGAUAUAGCAAAAUAAUUUUCAUGUACUGCCCCUAGGUAUUGAAUGGGUAUUACCCAUUUCUUAAUGUACAAUCGUUAACAAGGCAUUUAUAAAACAUUAUGUUUCAAUUUUAUUUACUUCUGUUUUGUUACUGAUACCAAUCAUUCAAACAGUUUUACAUAUAGUCAAUUGUCAGGAAUAGAGAGAGAAAGAGUGAGAAAAUAAUUGUUUUUAAAAUAUAUGGGAACAGUAAGUUUUAAAUUUAAGUCAACAGUACAUUGAUGUCGUAAAUUACCCUCGUUAUACAACAAUUUCUGUGUUAGAUGUUAGUAUAUAUUCUUUGAAGUAUGAACAACAAAAAAACACAAUUUAUAUAGUUAUAUCAGACAAUAAUAUAGCUAAAAGUACAUACUUAAAAGCAAAGUGUAGACAAACAUGAUGUGAGGAUAUUUUUAUUCAUUAGAACUGUCGAUCAUUAGAUACACACUUGUUUAUAAGGCUAUAUACUUGGUAGAAAUGUUGAUAAUGCCUGAAAUCAUGAAACCUGUAAUUAGCAGUAUGUACACAGUUAUAUAAGCAGUUUACCCUGUAAUUGUCUAUUGUACUGUGUUAAUUACUAGUCAAUAAGUACACACUAAUGUUACAAUUUCUACUAAACUCUUUUAUGUUCUUGCACUUCCCUGACUGUCACGUUCUAUCUAUUCUAUUUUUUUUAUUACACAAGUGUUGUUUUGUCAAUGGAUGUAAGAAUAUAGUCAUGAAUUUUCUAGUUUCAAGAAGUAUGCUGCUAUCUUCCUAUCUCUAGUUUCCGCCGCCUUUUUAUGAACACUUUAAUGGCAACAAAUACUGAACUUGUCCUUUAUUAAAUUCUUUAGGUUCAUCAACAUUUUUACUUAUGUGAUGUCCAUAAUUACUUUAUGAUGUUCACCAUAACUUAAUGAUGUCCACCAUUAAUUUAUCGUGUUCACCAUUUCUUUAUAAUGUGCACCAUUACUUUAUGAUGUUCACCAUUACUUAAUGAUGUUCUGUCAGUUCACCAUUACUUUUAUGAUUUUUUACCAUUACUUUAUGAUUUUCACAAUUACUUUAUGAUGUUCACAAUUACUUUAUGAUGUUCACUAUUUCUUUAUGAUGUUCACCAUUACUUUAUGAUGUUCACCAUUACAUUAUGAUGUUUACCAUCUCUUUUUCUUUAUGAUUUCCACCAUAAAUUUAUGAUAAUUGUAGAUAAAAUCAAGAAUUUCAGCAUUCUGGCAGUAAAAAAGUUUGGUCAAGCUUCACAAAUGUAAAAGCUGGCAAAAAUUAAUAUAGAUGGCAUACUUUUGUAUAGAUGGCAUUGCAUUUUGGAGAUUGACUGCUACUGAAAAAUAUUUAUAAUAUGUUAUAUAAUUCUGGAGAGACAUGAUUCCUGUUAAAUAUGAAAAUUAACAGGUGAACAUUGCAGACAUGUUUAAUUUAGUCUGUUCAUGAGAUAUAAUGAAGGAUGUAGAAUCUUUCACAUCCCUAUAGCAUCUGCUUUUAUAGUCACAUAUCACACAAUCAAUGGCUAAAAAUACAAAUGUGGUUCUAAAUCAACCUUGGUUGUUUUAAGAUUUUGCUUUUUGAAAAUUUUACUUUAUAAAAGCAAUGUACAUUUUAAUUUAAAUGUGAUACAAGCUGUGGUAUGAUAUAUUUAGAUUAUUGUUGUUGUUUCUUUUCUCGACUUGUAACUUUAUUUAGUUAAGUUUAAACAGAACUUGUAGCGAUAUUGUUAGUAAAAAAAAUAUACUUUGAACUGUG
This is a messenger RNA of Ruditapes philippinarum (Manila clam), 5614 nucleotides long. RefSeq lists its product as uncharacterized. Lineage: Eukaryota; Metazoa; Mollusca; Bivalvia; Venerida; Veneridae. The record is from RefSeq and is a predicted model, not a curated record. The transcript is spliced from 7 exons. Bases 58 to 585 code for a protein of 175 amino acids.